CCAUCGCGAUAGUCUUGGCCCAUCGGCCUGUUUCCGGCCCCCCAGAAUCCCAGUGUCUAUGGACCGUGUAUCGACUGUUCGUGGACAAAGAGAUGAGAACAAGCCGGGAUGGGUCGCCGCAACUUUGUUGUCCGCAAGAAAGCCCUCUUCAGUCGCCGCCGAGGAGGCUCUUUCAGCCUUUGAGCCGUCCAUUUUCGAGAACAAUACAUUGACUGCCUCGAUUCCUUCAACGGUUGCCAAACCUCCCGCCUGAUUUGUCUCUGUUCACAGUCCAUACUUUCGUCCAAUUGUAUAUACCAUCACCCCCCAAGUCUCGAAUCAACAACACCAAAAACACGCAGACUGAGACCACCCAGGAAGAACGACCCUGGCCAGCCUCCCUGAAUAACCACUCGGUAAGGAAUCCCUAGAGACUUCAAGAAACCCAAUCAACAUGUGCUACAGAGUCCACACCCACACCAUGUCGUGCGACGUCCGCCCCGUCAUCACCUCGACCAAGACGCUCUAUGCCAACCCAUACGAAACCACACCGUCCUGCCCAUGCACCCCGUCCUCCCGCGGCCACCAUCAUCUCACCUCGUCCUCCAGGCGCUGCCCCUCUCAUGGCUGCUGCAGCCUCGACGUCGCAAUCUACCGCUGUCCGCGUAAAUGUCGGAGGCCAACAGAUUACAACCAGUACGUCUGCAAGCACGACCACGAGCCCCAGAGUCCUUCGUCUUCGCGCUCGCAUCGCCGCUCCGUAUCACGUUCUCGCUCCUCCUACUCCUAUUCGAACCGGCACCCUUCCAAGGCGCCGCACGACCACUUUAAAGAUCCGGCCCACAUGCCAUGGCGCAGCCUCCGCACCUUCGACCGGAAACCAGAUUUCCACGUCGCUGAGUCCUCCGACUUCCGCUUUGCCGUCUCCGAGCUCCUUGACAUCGGGCGUAUCCUCCUGCACGCCGAGUCAGAGCUCGAGAAGGCCGGCCUCAGAAUCGAGAGAGAGCGGACCCGGCACCAGCGCUCCCACGGCGCGGCGUGCGAGCGCGUGCUCCGAGAGUGGGAGUGCAGCUGGAUGCGUCGCAUCGAGGAGAUGGUUGUUGACAUUGACGAUUUGAAGCUCAGCACCGAGGUCCUGGCGGAUUGCUGGAUCAAGUACGUAGGCCUGCUCCGCAAGUACGAGCUGCUGGGGCAGCGGAGGGUCGGCGGCAUCGUCGAGGGUCGGGGGCGACGGAGGCGACGGAGUGAGAACAGCUCAGAGGAGGCUCGAAAGAACGAAACCGAUAAGCCGUGGAGAUACCUUCGCCGCGAGAGCUGGGAUCGGGUAGACCGUCGUCGCGGGGGGCGUCCGGAGGGGACGCGUGGCCACGAGCGCGGCGCUGAACACGAACCGAUACGGAGGCGAGAGAGACGUCAGUCAGUUCGUUUUGUCGACGAGGUCGAGCGACAACAAAGCCACCGUGGGUCGUCCGAUCAUAAGGGGCACCGACGUUGGUGGAAGUUCUAGUUCUAGGCAAGUGAGUCAGUCCCAUUCCCCUCCGCUCGGAACAAGGGUAGGACGCAGUUCACUUUGUGGUGGUUGAAUACAGGCGCCGGCUGCGAUAGAUGGUAUUGUAUUAGACUGCGUUCGUAUAACGUUUGCCACAAUUGAUAUGAACUUUGCAAUGUCCCCGCCCCGUCUGCGCCUUUUGCUCCAAACAAGCUUGGCAACCGUGGAAACCCGUAUCAUAU
Colletotrichum destructivum is the source of this 1710-nucleotide messenger RNA. RefSeq lists its product as uncharacterized. Lineage: Eukaryota; Fungi; Ascomycota; Sordariomycetes; Glomerellales; Glomerellaceae. Bases 434 to 1486 code for a protein of 350 amino acids. The transcript has a single exon. The record is from RefSeq and is a predicted model, not a curated record.